Molecule: messenger RNA, 5196 nt
Organism: Ochlerotatus camptorhynchus
Lineage: Eukaryota; Metazoa; Arthropoda; Insecta; Diptera; Culicidae
Exons: 1
Coding region: 1-5196 (1731 amino acids)
Biological process (GO): DNA integration
Molecular function (GO): nucleic acid binding
Source: RefSeq, a predicted model, not a curated record
AUGUCGGACCUGCAAAAGCUGAUUAGCCGGAGGAACGCCCUCAUGGCUCAAAUCAAUGAAGAGCUUUCAGUCGCGGACAACAUCAAAGAGCGGAAUCCGUCCCAAAGUGAGGUUAGGGACCGACUGAAUCAGCUAAACGAGCUUGCUGCUAGUUUUCGGGAAACGCAGAGCUCCAUCGAGGAGAAACAGGAGGACCCAGUAGCCACCGCAUCGGUGCAUUCGGUCAGGGAGGAGUUUUUCGGAAUGUUCUACAGAGUGAAGGAUAUUUUCGAAAGUCAUCUGGAUGAGGUUGGAUCUUCCGUGAGUCAGCAAACUGUUGCCAAUACGGCCGAUUGGAAGGAGGCACUUCAUCUGCUCAUCGAGACGCAGAGGAAGCUAUUGUUGGAUCAGGCGAUGACAGCAAAAACCGUCGAAAAUCUGUCGAAGUUUCCGAUAGCUGCAAUCAAACUUCCCGACGGAGAACAGGUGUCGAAUGCUGCACCCCAGUUGAAUGUUCGGUUGCCUGCCAUUCAGAUUCAGCCAUUCAAUGGUGAACGUAAACAGUGGAUGACGUUUAAGGACCUCUACGUGUCAACAAUCCACAAUCGGGCUGACAUUACAGAUGCGCUCAAAAUGCAAUACCUCUUUUCCUAUCUGGAUGGAGACGCCAAACGCUUAGUCAACAAGUUCCCUAUCUCGGGUGUGAAUUACGAUAAAGCGUGGGAGACACUGGUCAACCACUACGAUAAAAAGCGUUUCACAGUGUUCUCGUUGGUUCACGAAUUCAUGGCCCAACCGACCGUAACUCCAGCAUCGCCGCAGUCGUUGAGCAGACUAGUUACAACAUCGGACGAGAUUGUGCAACAGCUGGAUGCUUUGGGGCAGGAGUUCAAAAGCCGAGAUCCGUGGCUAAUCCAUCUCAUCCUGGAGAAGCUGGACAAGGACACACGAGCCAGUUGGUCUCAAGAAGUAGUGGAGAUUGAGAACCCAACAUUCGAGGAACUGCUGGAGUUUCUCAAAAAGCGCUGUGAGGUGAUCGAAACUUGUUCUGCGUUCGUGAAGAAACCAGUGAAUGAACCGAAGAAGGAAGUACAAAGAUCGGUGCCAAUCUCGACGAAGCUGAAGACGCUGUAUACGUCAACAACGGACAAAAAGUGCGCGAAGUGCUCCAGUGAGCACAAUACGUAUCAGUGUGAAGAAUUCAAAAAUAUGAGUGUGAAGGACAGACGUGAACUAGUGCAAAAGGCCAAACUGUGUUUCAAUUGCUUACGGCCAUUCCAUUCGGUGAAGUCGUGUACGUCGAAGUCUGUGUGCCACAACUCCGACUGCAAGCAACGGCACCAUACGCUGCUGUGUCCUGUGGUGAAGAAGGCUGAACAACCGGAAGCAGAACAACAAGAAGAUUCGGCGGUGGCCCCUGCAAAGGAAGAAAGUGCCAUUGUCUCACUGGCGGCGGAAGUUCCGGAGAACAAGCAAAAAUCUAUCCCGUUGCUGCCAACGGCUGUUGUCAAGGUGCAAAAGGUGGAUGGCGAUUUUAUGACAGCGAGAGUUCUCAUCGAUUCCGGUUCUCAAGCGUCGUUGGUGACAGAAUCCUGUGUCCGGAAAUUGCAACUACCACGACGGAACGGCAAGCUAGUAGUCAACGGUCUGGGUCAACAAGAGGUCGGAACGACACGCGGUGUGGUGACAUUGCGCCUUGCAUCUCGGUUCAAGGACACCCUAGUCUUGAACAUUGAGGCCUACGUUCUUGGCAAACUGACUACCACAAUACCGUCUCAGCCGUUCGAUGUGGAUAACAUGAAGCUUCUAAAUCAACUGGACGGGUUGGCGGAUCCGGAAUUCAAUCAACCAGGCGUGAUAGACAUCAUUCUGGGAGCAGACGUUUUUCUUGCACUCUUGGAGGGAGAUCAAGUCAAAAACGAGAGCGGCCAAACAGUGGCCCAACGGACGAUUUUCGGAUGGAUCGUAGCAGGCCGCUACGACGCUGCAGCUGUCAUUCAAUGCAACCACGCAAUUCUCAGCCUGCACGUCGAAAUGGAUUUGAACCGCACCUUGCAGCAAUUUUGGGAACAGGAGGAAAUGUUCAAGCCACCAUCGCUUACUCCUUCUGAGCAACUGGUUACUGAUUAUUUCAGUUCAACCCUGACACGAGAUGAUACUGGACGCUUCAUUGUCAGACUACCCUUUGAUAAUUCGAAGCCAGCGCUUGGCGAUUCUCUCGCUGUGGCCACGAAACGGCUCACAUGUAUCGAAAGACGAUUUCAUCUGGAUGCGGAGUUCAAGAAUCAAUACACUAACUUCAUGCGUGAAUAUUUGGAGCUCGGACAUAUGGAGGAGGUUCCGGUAGCCGAAGUUCAGAAGGUUAGCGGUGAGUGCUACUAUUUGCCGCACCACGCCGUAAUCAAGGAAGACAGCUCAACAACAAAACUGCGCGUUGUUUUUGACGCGUCUUGUGUGUCAUCAUCUGGAGUUUCGCUCAAUGACAGAUUGUUGGCCGGACCAAACAAUAACGCUGAUAUCUUCACAGUUUCGUUGCGGUUCCGUUCACAUCGUGUGGCUUUCCGUGCGGAUGUUGCCAAAUUUUACCGUCAAGUACUGGUACAUCCAGCGGACCGUGACUAUCUUCGUAUCGUCUUCCGUGAAGAACCCGAUCAGCCGUUGAAGCACUAUCGCCUUUGUACAGUGACGUACGGAACGAAAACAGCCCCGUAUUUGGCAAUCGAGGCCAUGAGAGAAUCAGCUAAGCCGUACGAAACCGUUUAUCCGGAAGCAGUGAAGCGGAUCAAGCUUGACUUUUACGUCGACGACUUCCUGUCCGGAGCAGACGACGAGGAACAAGCAAUCCGCCUGAAGCAGCAGGUGGUCGAAAUCUUAUCUUCAGCCGGGUUUGAACUAAGGAAGUGGUCGUCUAAUUGUGAGAAUCUUUUAUCCAACCACUCUUCGGACGAAGCACAACCCGUACAUAUGAAGCUUUCGGAUUACAACGAGGCAGUGAAGGCACUGGGCAUCCUGUGGUAUCCGUCUCGAGAUGAAUAUGGAUUCAAGGUUAGUUUUUCCCCGCACAGUGUCAACACUAAGCGCCAGAUGAUAUCAGAUUCGUCCAGAUUAUUCGAUCCGUUCGGAUGGUUGGCUCCUGUAAUAGUCAAAAUCAAAAUUCUCUAUCAACACCUCUGGCUUUUCGACAUCGCCUGGGACGACCCGUUGCCGUCAGCCGUCGAGCAAGAAUGGCAAGCAGUGAAGCAAAAUCUUCAUCUACUCGAGUCCAUCCGAAUUCCACGGUGUAUUUUUCCAAGCCGGGACCGUGUGCAGUUACAUGGUUUUUCGGACGCCUCCGAACAGGCAUACGCUGCGGUGGUGUACGCGAGAACAGUCGAUGAUCAAGGCAACGUUUCGGUGGUACUCAUUGCGGCUAAAUCUCGGGUGGCGCCAAUCAAGCAAGUGUCACUACCUCGUCUAGAGUUGAACGGAGCGCUGCUACUCACAGAGUUGAUGCGUCGGAUUACUGAAGCCUUGCCACACCAGCAGAUCGAACACUGGGCAUGGACAGAUUCGAGCAUCGUUCUGCAAUGGCUGUCUUCGCAUCCCCGAAGGUGGAAGACAUUUGUAGGAAACCGGACAUCUGCAAUUUUGGAUUACCUGCCACGAAGCUGCUGGAAUCACGUUUCUAGCAAGGAUAACCCUGCAGACGUUGCAUCGCGUGGACUAUCACCAGAUGAACUUGUCAACAAUCAGCUAUGGUUUCAAGGAGCACCGUGGCUGAAAGAAGAUGAAUCGGGUUGGAAGCGAAGCCCAGCACCACAAGUUGUCGACGAAGAUUCGUUGGAGGUCAAACCGAUCAAAUCGUUGUGUACACUGACGACGAAAAUAAUCAACUAUGAGGUUGAAAAGCAGCUAAUCGUUAAUUGUUCCAGCUUUUCACUUUUGGUUCGUUCCUUGGCAUGCGUGUACCGUGUGAUCUACAACUUCAAAUCCGUCGUACUCAAGCAAGGCACCAGCGAGCGACACAUUGGAGAGCUGACUUUGGACGAGCUAUAUCAAGCUAAGAUACAUCUGUUGCAAGCUGUGCAGCACGAGGUAUACGGCCAAGAGUUAGAUUUGCUGCGGAAGGGUAAGUGUCUCCAACCUAAGCAUAUCCUUUCGGCAUUGCAUCCCUUUUUGGAUUCAGAGGGAACCUUGCGUGUGGGCGGCCGUCUACAUAAUUCGGCCCAGCCAUACGAAGUAAAACAUCCAAUAAUCCUUCCACAAAAUCAUCGAGUUACGGAGCUACUAGUGCGCGAUCUGCAUUUGCGCAACCUUCACGCAGGAUCGUCUCUUCUGACUGCAAUUGUCCGUCAACAGUAUUGGAUAGUUGGUUGCCAGACGGUAGUUCGGAAAGUAGUGCAGGGAUGUAUGCGAUGUGUGCGACUCAAAGGCAAGACUGCUGGUCAAUUCAUGGGAACCCUUCCACCGGCAAGAGUGCUAGCCACAAGAGCCUUUUCACAUGUCGGCAUAGACUAUGCCGGUCCUUUGAAACUGAAGGCAACAUGCAUACGAGGAAUUAAGAUCACCAAGGGGUACAUUGUGGUGUUUGUGUGCCUCUCAACUCGAGCAGUUCAUCUCGAGGUAGCAAGCGAUCUCUCAUCGAACACGUUCCUUGGGUCUCUGAAGAGAUUCAUAUCCCGGCGUGGUUACCCUAUCGAAAUUCGAUCGGACAAUGGCACCAAUUUCAUUGGCGCCGAUCGUAUACUGCAGCAAUUCAUCGAACAGAUUAUGUCAAACAGUAAGGAUGCCAGCCGUUAUCUUUCUAAUUUGGGAAUCAAGUGGGUCUUUAACCCCCCAUCGGCGCCGCACAUGGGCGGUAUUUGGGAGGCUGCGGUACGCAGUGUCAAGAAGCAUCUGGUGGCAGAGUUGGGAGAAGGAGCAAUUACGUUUGAGGAUGUGUCUACAGUGCUGUGCCAGAUUGAAUCAUGCCUCAACUCGCGGCCUUUGUGCCCCUUGUCCAGUGACCCUGACUGCGCCGAGGCACUGACACCUGGUCAUUUUUUGAUCGGGCAGCCUAUGAACCUGGUUCCAGAACCCAACAUGAAGCAUCUACCGUCUAACCGCCUAGAUCGGUGGCAAGAAAUGCAGAGGCAUACCGUGAAUAUUUGGAACAGAUGGAAGGACGAAUACUUAGCAAGCUUGCAACUGCGUAGUAAGUGGCGUACUUCUCAACCAAAUAUCAACGUGGGUGAAUAA